ACGUCUAUAUGGUAGUACUCACGAAACAGAGGAGCAUGAAGGUGAGGAGAUCGGACCCUGUACUAGUGCACGCCACUGGUGAUGAUGCGGCCACCCAAGAAUACUACUUCCUCUCCAACCUGGAUCAGAACGUCGCCGGGCUCAUGAAGACAGUCCACGUCUUCAGCGUGCCACGUGAGACGCGCAUCGUCGACGACGUGGCAGCGCUGCUCAGGGACUCCCUGAGCAGGGUGCUGUCUCACUACUACCCCUUGGAGGGCCGGCUAGCCGUACGCGAGGACGGGAGACUCGCCGUCCGUCGGAACGACGACCGCCGCCGCGGUGUCCCAUUCGUUGAGGCGGUGUCCGAUUACGAGCUCCACCAGGUGGUCGGCGAUCUCGCGGCGGCGGCCCCGGGUGCUGAAUUCCUUGGUGGUGACCUCGUCUACGUCGAUAACGACAUGCAGAACGAGAACGCCCUGGAGGCGCCAUUGCUGACCGUGCAGGUGACCACGUUCAAGUGCGGCGGUGGCUUCGUCCUCGGCCUCGCCAUGAACCACUGCUUGGCAGACGGCCAGUCCGCCGCCGAGUUCAUCUGCUCCUGGGCGGAGACCGCGCGUGGUGUCGCCCUGUCAACGCCGCCGUACCUCGACCGCACGGUGCAGCGCGCCCGGCCGAUCCCGACGAUCGACUUCCGGCAUGACGAGUUCACAGAGAUCGAGGACGUCUCUGGCCUCGCCGGAAUAUUCGACGACGAGCCGUUCGUGUACCGCUCCUUCACCUUCGACGCCGCCAAGCUCGGCAGGCUGAAGCAAGCCGCGAGCGACGAAACCAAGAGCUCCAUCUUCGUCGCGCUCACGGCGUUCGUCUGGGUAACAAGGACGCGAGCCCUGCGGAUGCUCCCGGAGCAGAAGAGCAAGCUGCUGUUCGCCGUGGACGGCCGCCUGCGCGUCGAUCCGCCAUUGCCGCCGGGGUUCUGGGGCAACGCCAUCACCUUUGCCUGCUGCAUCUCCACGGCCAGUGAUCUCCUCAGCAAACCACUGUCCGUGGCUGCCCGUUCCAUCAGAGAUGCCAUCGUGCGCACCGACGAUGCGUUCAUCCGUUCCGCCGUUGACUACAUCGAGUUGAACAGCGGUGCUCGCCCGUCGCUAACAGCGACGACACUGGUCACUGCUUGGAAUCGCCUCGGGUUUCGCGCGGCCAACUUUGGAUGGGGUGAAGCAAUCUACUCUGGGCCGGCGGAGCUGCCGCAGAAGGAGGUGGCAAUGUUUCUGCGCGGCAUGCGUGACAGCCAGAGCAUAGUGCUGGUUAUUGGGAUGCCUGUGUCAUGUAUGCAGGCAUUCCAAGAAACGGUAGAUCUGGUGUGAAAUGUGUCUUCAUAAAUCGUAAGGGAAAAUUGGUGAUUCUUUGACGCAUUGCACGCAUUAUUAGUGGGCUCACAUUUUAUAAAAUAAUAUAAUUUACCUUCACUCUUAUCAGGAUUAUACCUCCAAGACCUUGGGUCGAAAAUAUAUAUUAUUAUAUUAUUACAUUAUAUGGAUGUAUUUUUCCUACUUCAGGAGAGUAGUUACUUUCAUCUUCACUAAACC
Molecule: messenger RNA, 1568 nt
Organism: Sorghum bicolor (sorghum)
Lineage: Eukaryota; Viridiplantae; Streptophyta; Magnoliopsida; Poales; Poaceae
Product: omega-hydroxypalmitate O-feruloyl transferase-like
Exons: 1
Coding region: 9-1346 (445 amino acids)
Molecular function (GO): acyltransferase activity, transferring groups other than amino-acyl groups
Source: RefSeq, a predicted model, not a curated record